Messenger RNA from Oikopleura dioica, 789 nucleotides. Lineage: Eukaryota; Metazoa; Chordata; Appendicularia; Copelata; Oikopleuridae. The record is from the annotation of a GenBank genome assembly.
AUGGUAAUACGCACGUUUCUUCCGUUUGUCGGGUCUGUUUGCGCUGCAAAGGGCCUACAAAAGUACCUUGCUCAGCCGAAGCUGAAAGUCGCAGCAAAAGAAGAGACGGAGAAGGCCGACUGGGAUUACAACUGGGAUCACCGGCAUCCUCAGGCCGAUUGGACUGACGAAAUGAAGGAAAAAUACAAAGUGAAGAAGACAAGACAUGUGUACUUGAUCCGACAUGGGCAGUACAUGGACGGCGAGAAAGACGCAGAUCGCGUGCUCAGCGAGAAAGGUCGCGAGCAAGCUCGCCUCUGCGGGGAGUACCUGAAGGCUUCUGGAAUUAAACCGACACAAUUCGUUCAUUCUACAAUGACCAGAGCGACUGAAACUGCCAAUAUCAUAAACUCGGUGCUGCAAGUCGAUUGCAAAGUUGAGAGUUCCGAUCUGAUCAGAGAAGGUUGCCCUAUCGAGCCCUCUCCUCCACUCAAAGGCUACCCUGAAAAGCCAUGGACCGAGUACAAAGAAUCUGCAGCUAUCGAAGCCGGCUUCCGUAAAUUCAUUCGCCGUGCCAAGCCUUCUAGCGAGGAGAACGAGGCGGCCGUGAUUGUCUGCCACGGAAACGUGAUCCGAUACUUUUUUUGCCGUGGACUUCAGUUGCCUCCAUCUGCAUGGCUUCAUCUCUCAGUUUCGCACUGUUCAGUUACUCAGAUGCACAUGAGACCCAGCGGUACAGUUGGAAGCCGAGCAGUUGGCAACAACAGUUUUUUGCCCAGAAAAUAUGUCACAUUCACAAACAGAGAGUAA